Molecule: messenger RNA, 904 nt
Organism: Emiliania huxleyi CCMP1516
Lineage: Eukaryota; Haptophyta; Isochrysidales; Noelaerhabdaceae
Exons: 4
Source: RefSeq, a predicted model, not a curated record
GCAGCCGUAAGGCGUGCUCAAGGCACCUCUGCAUCCUGCUCGACUUUAUCCUGCUCGGCGUGGGUGCUCUCAACCUCGUGCAGGACCCGGUGUUCGGCCUCACCGAGAUCGGCCCCAACGGCACUCUCUCCGAAAUCCUCGUCGAUGAAGACAACAAGACCGAUUAUGCGAUCGCGCAACUCUCCACCGCCGUCGUCGGGCUCGUGGCCGCCCUCUGCUGCGCGUGCCUCUCCCAGCCGGCCGACGUCCGCCGCCGCUUCGCCGCCGGUCUGCUCUGGUGCCUUUACGCUGCGCCGGGCCUAUCUUGGCUCGGCAUCGUGGGGUGGCAGUCGGCGACCCUUGCGCAAGACUGGCGACAAGCUCGGCUGGCAAAUCUAAAAUUGCUGCUGCGUGGUGGCGGAGUUCGUCGCUGGGUUCGCCCAUCUCCUUCUGCUAUACGCCCUCUGCAAGGACGGGGGCGGCGGCUGCGGCGGCGGCGGCCGCCGCCGCCGCACAGACUUGAGCGGCACGAACUAUCGGAACAAUGCAUUCGCUCACGGCCAAGAGCCGAGCUCCGACAGACAAGCAUCCAAGUUUUUCGACUCGGGCCUCGAAGUUUGAAGCAAACAACGGGCAAAGAGCUUGCGCUUGCCUAUUGCUCGCCGAGCCGUGCGUUCGUCCGAGCUGUAUCGCGUCCGACCCGCGACCGACCGGAGCGGGGUGCAUGCGCCGCAGGGUGCGGCGGAGUCCUUGCGCUUAGAGGCGGAGACGGGCCGCGGCCAACACACUAUGAAUGUCACAUUUCUGUGUACUAUCCCCACCGGAAUUUCCGGUGUUGCGCAUGACCACACACAUUAUGCCUGCACAUGUGCAGAAAGACAUGAGAGAAAGGAAUUAUUUUUCUGGUGUAAACAAAGAAAGAAAA